Molecule: messenger RNA, 2965 nt
Organism: Melozone crissalis (California towhee)
Lineage: Eukaryota; Metazoa; Chordata; Aves; Passeriformes; Passerellidae
Product: zinc finger protein 638-like
Exons: 9
Cellular component (GO): nucleus
Molecular function (GO): zinc ion binding; nucleic acid binding
Source: RefSeq, a predicted model, not a curated record
GCGGACGCGUCCUCGCUGCGCUCGCACCUGGUGCACCUGGGGAACCUCCCGGCCCAGGGCUACCGCGAGCUGGAGCUGGUGUGCGCCGGGCUGCGCUUCGGCAAGGUGGAGCACUACGCCGUGCUCAGCAACCGGCACCGGGCCAUCCUGCACCUGGACAGCCCCAAAUCCGCGCGCUCCAUGCACAGUUUCCUGCAGCAAUAUCCAUAUUCCAUAGGAGAACACACACUCACCUGCUCCUUGUCCUCCCACGGAGACAUUCCUGAGGCUGAAACCGGGAAAAAGGAAGUGAAGAGAGAGGAUGGGAGCAAAGGAAGCUCUGGCUUGAAAAAAAUCCCAGAGGGGUCAGGAACGGUGCAAAAACCAGCCGGGAAUCCAUCGGGAGAGGCCAAGAAAGGCCAAGUUCCCACCCCAAAUGUCCCGGAGGAGAUUCCAGCGGGACAGCUGGAGAUUCCCGAGUCGCAGACCGGAGGAGCAGCGAGGGAAUCGCCCACAGGGAUGGACGUGGAGGGGUUGGAUCCUGGAAUUCCUGCGGAUCCGGCUGGCAGCAAAUCGCCCGGAGCGGGGCCGGAGGAGAAACCGGCGCCGCUUUCCGGAGCGGGGACGGACAAAUCUCGGGAUGGGCCGGAGCUGGAAAUCCUCCAAAAGGAGGGUGGGGAACCCUCUGCUCCCGCCGGGGAACCUCUGGAAUCGUCCGGCAAGGCCACCCCAGCAGGCGGAGGAGCGCCAGGAGCCGUCCCUGGAGCGUCCCCGAGCUCGGAGGAGGCGCCCGCGGUGGCACCCGGUGUCACCCAGCCCAGCGCGGAGCCGGCUGCUCCGGAGAAAACUCCCGUUCCCGAGGCUGGGAAAAGCAGCCAGGAAACGUCCACGGAGAGGAAAGCUGUCCCAAAAACUCUGGAUGCUCCAGGGAAAAAAAUGGAUGUGGCUGGAGCAGAGAGAGAGGCGGCAGCGGAGGAAUCCGUGCCCAAAAUUGGGGAAAAUCCAGGGAAGGCUGGGGGCAAGGCUGGGACAGAACUGGACAAAACACCGGGAAAAACAUCCUCCAAGGGUGGGGAGAACUCUGGGAAUGCUGUUGGUGAGACGCACGGGGGGAGUUCGGUUAAAAUCCCACAAAAUAAAGGGAUGGGAGCUGCAAAAUCCGAAGAAAACCACGCGGCCGCUCCGGCAAAUCCCGCCGCGUCGCUGAAGGAAUCUUGCAUUGGGAAAACCCUUCUGAAGGCUGUGGUGUCUGUCCCGGACAUCCUGAAACAGAAAAUUCCCGUCAGGGUCACCGAGCCUUCCCCGGGAAGAGCUGGGGAGCAGAAAAUCCCCCCCAAAGCAGGACUGGAGAAGAAAAUCCCACCCAAAACCGCGGCUCAGCCGGGAGCCGGGAACAGCCCGUGGAAAGGGAACGGAAAUUCCGGAGUGGAAGCGCAGGGAGACGGCGGGAAGAGCUCAUCCCAGCAGGAAAAGGAUUCCCAGCUGGAAUCUCCGACCAGUUCAAAGCAGAGCCAGCAGGGAGAGAGCGGAACAUCUGGCACGAAGGAAAAUCCCGGCGGGAAUCAGGCUCCUGGUGGGGGCGGUGCCGCAGCUUUGAAAAGCGGCGCCGGCAGCGCCGGAAAACAGAAGGAGGAGGAAGAGCUCUUCCCGUUUAACCUGGACGAGUUCGUCACGGUGGACGAGGUGCUGGAGGAAGCCGAGUCUCCGGUGACGCCGCGGCGGAACCCCCCGAGGGGGAAGAGAAAAGAAGCCCCCAAAGCCAACGCUCCGGAGCCGGCGCCCAAGAAGAGGAAAGGGAAGAGUUGCGGAGCCGAAGGUGAGCUGUCCUUUGUCACCUUGGAUGAGAUCGGGGAGGAGGAGGAGGAGGCCCCGGUGCCGCUGCCGGGCGUCGACCCCCAGGGCCUGGUGGUGGUGGAUGAGGUGGUGGAAGAGGAGGAGCUGUCGGAAGCGGCGAAGGAUCCGCGGGCGCUGCUGACGCUGGACGAGAUCUCGGAGCAGGAGGAGCCGGGCUCCCACGGGAACGGGCCCCGGGGGGAAUUUGAGGAGCGGGAUCUGAAGGCCGAGCCCUUGGUGACCGUGGACGAGAUCGGGGAGGUGGAGGAGCUGCCCCUCAACGAGCCCGCGGAGCUGAGCGCCGCCGAGGAGGGCAAAGCCAACCCCGGGGAUGGCGCGGCCUCCCAGGUGCCCGACGACCCCAACGCCUUGGUGACCGUGGAUGAGAUCCAGGAGGACAACGAGGACAAUCCUCUGGUGACUCUGGAUGAGGUCAACGAGGACGAGGAUGAUUUCCUGGCCGACUUCAAUCACCUCAAAGAGGAACUGAACUUUGUUACGGUCGACGAAGUCGGCGAUGAAGAAGAAGAAAGCGCUUUCCCAGGGAAGAACCCGCCCGAGGAUGAAGAUGACGAAGAUAUUGUUGCUGUUGCAGGACCGGAAGAAAUGGGAAUUCUAGGAGAUACAAAUCCAGAGGAUGAAAUGGCUGAAAUCUCCAAGCCAAAAGCAGCUCAGCUGGGAUCAGAAGAUGCAGAACCAAAGCCUCAGCAGAAGAAAACGACUUUUCCAGGUGUCCCCAAGACGCAGAGCACUCCCAAAGCUCUGGACAUCCUGGUCCCCAAGGCCGGAUUCUUCUGCCAGAUCUGCUCCCUCUUCUACGCCGACGAGCCCUCCAUGAUCAACCACUGCAGGACCCCCCUGCACCGGCAGAACAUGGAGAAGUUCAUGGCCAAGCAGCAGGAAAGCGGCGGGGAGGAGCCGAGCUCCAGGUGAUGGAGCUUCCCAGGAACCACACUUGGGGGCCAGGCAGUUCUGCGUGUUCGGAUUUCCUUCGUCACUCGGGGUCGGGAAGGAGCAUCCACGGUGUAAAAAAUCGGAGCCGGGAACAGACCAAACCCAAAGCAGGAGAGGGUUGGUUGGAAUUGUGUCUCCGAUCAUCCGACGUGGGAGAGACUGUUCCAGGUGUCUCCAGGAAAUAAAUGUUCUUACUGUA